Molecule: messenger RNA, 871 nt
Organism: Phyllotreta striolata
Lineage: Eukaryota; Metazoa; Arthropoda; Insecta; Coleoptera; Chrysomelidae
Source: the annotation of a GenBank genome assembly
AAAAAAGAAGAAUAAAUUAACCCAAUUUUAUGAUAUAUCAGAUAUAAAUAAUUUUCAAUAAAUUAUUAAUUAGAUAAGUACAUAAUGGGAAAAACAAUUUUAUAUUCUUUUUGGAUAAGUUCGUGUUCCUGGAGAGUUAGAUUGGCUUUGAAUUUGAAAUGUAUUCCUUACGAAUUAAAAACCCUGUUAUUAGCACAGAACGGAGAACAGCAUUCCGAAGAAUACAGGAAAAUAAACCCCAUGCAGCAAGUACCUUCAUUAUACAUAGAUGAAAAUAUUGUGACGGAAUCGCUGAAUAUAAUGCAUUAUUUAGAAGAAACUAGACCACAGAUACCGUUGUUGCCGAAUGACAAAAUUGAAAGAGCAAAGGCAAGGCAGAUUAGCGAAAUAAUAGUAUCCGGAAUUCAACCAUACCAAAACCUAAUUCUUUUAACUAAAUUUCCCAAAGAAAACCAAGCAGAUUGGGCCAGUUUUUGGAUUAACAGAGGUUUUAAAGCUGUAGAAGGAAUCCUUGCAGGUUGCUCAGGAAAGUACAGCGUGGGAGAUAAAAUAACCAUUGCUGAUUGCUGUUUAAUACCACAAAUUUUUCAUGCUAAACACAGGUUCAAUGUAAACCUAGAAAAGUAUCCCAAUAUUCAAAGAAUCGACGAAAUUUUACAAAACCAUCCCGCUUUUUUGGAGGCCCAUCCAAACAAUCAACCUGACAAACCAAUACAAAUAAAUAACUGAAAUAAUUCGGCAAAUAUUCGGAUAUUGGCUGUGAAAUUAAAACAUAUUCUUUAAGCUAAACACUUACUAGAUAUAUUGAUAAAUAUUUUCUUUAUAUACAUACAACUAUUAAUAAAUAUUUAAAUUAUUUUUCCUAAUAAAC